AUCACGGUGAGACGACACACUGACCCGAGUCUCUGAAGAUCACGGUGAGACGACACACUGACCCGAGUCUCUGAAGAUCACGGUGAGACGACACACUGACCCGAGUCUCUAAAGAUCACGGUGAGACGACACACUGACCCGAGUCUCUGAAGAUCACGGUGAGACGACACACUGACCCGAGUCUCUGAAGAUCACGGUGAGACGACACACCCUCAAAUUUUGGAAGUGUUUUUUCCGGAGGUAACACUCCCAGCCCCAGCAUGACACGUAAGGUUCUCAGUAACACUCGCGAGCGCUGGCGUCAGCAGAGCGUAAACACAGCAUUUGCAGAACUCCGGAAGCUCAUCCCAACUCAUCCUCCUGAGAAGAAGCUGAGCAAGAACGAGAUCCUGAGACUGGCCAUGCGGUACAUCACCUUCCUGCUGACGCUGCUGGAGAACCAGAGCCAUGGGGUGAUGGAACACUCGCCCUCCAGCCUUAUCACACUCAUCACGGGGAACAUGAGGAACCUGAGCUCACAUACGGAAACACCCUCACCUGGAUCCAGCAGCGACGGGGCAGAGACCUGGUAGAACCACCAGUGCCGCCUGGAGAACUUACAGAACCUGCUACAGCUACACUGUCUGGAAAAAAACUGCACUGAUGACACAGGAUCUAGAUCCAGUGUAUUAACUUCACUCUGUGCUGUAACUACUCUAGAACCGUUUAUACUUUCCAGAACAUCUCUGCAGAACUCACACAAAUCAAUCAAUCUAGAACCUCUGCAGGAGCUGCAUGAAUCUUCUACACCAAGAAUCUAGAACCUCUGCUGUUGCUUUAACGUCAUAAAGACAUUUGAAACGAACACGGAGCCAGUAUGUUCACGGGAACAAUCUAGAACUCCUGCAGGUCUGGACCCUCACAAACUAAAGCCUCGGUUCUUCACCGAAUCUAGAACCUCCUCUUGUGAAGUCACACAAAAUCCAGAAGCUCUAGCACUCUACAAAGAGAAGAUUCUAGAACCCCUGUUGAAUAAGGAGGGAUCUAGAUCCAGUGCUAGAACUGUAACCUCUACAGUCUAGAACGUUCUGUAAACCCUCAUGAUCAUGUAGCCGCAGCGUCGGAGAACCUUCAGAACACAGACAUGUAGAAUUUUUGACUCUACAUCAGGUUUAAAUCCGACCCCUGGUCCGAUCUGCUCCUCCCACAGCGUUUAGAGCGUUAGUUAGUAUUUAUGACUUUUAUUUAUUCUAAUUAUGACUUUUUUUUAUUGUAUUAAAGAAAAUAUUUCAUUCAUGACUUUUUAAAAACCAUUUCUGUUUUUCUUUGUAAAGCUAAAUUAUUUAUCUGUAUUUAUUCCUGUCUCCUAUUUAAGCCCAUCAUCCUCA
Messenger RNA from Hemibagrus wyckioides, 1367 nucleotides. RefSeq names its product T-cell acute lymphocytic leukemia 2 (gene tal2). Gene Ontology annotation, molecular function: RNA polymerase II cis-regulatory region sequence-specific DNA binding; DNA-binding transcription factor activity, RNA polymerase II-specific; protein dimerization activity. Lineage: Eukaryota; Metazoa; Chordata; Actinopteri; Siluriformes; Bagridae. The transcript has 2 exons. The record is from RefSeq and is a predicted model, not a curated record. The coding region runs from base 261 to 572 and encodes 103 amino acids. Gene Ontology annotation, biological process: regulation of transcription by RNA polymerase II.